AUCACAUUUCAUUCAUUGACAAUUCAUUUGUCAAAUGUCUACUUUAGAUUUUUUUGUAGGUACCGACCGUAUGUACCUACAUACCGUACCAUAUUAAUAGUUAUUUAUAGCCGUAUUGUUGAUGUAAAUAAACACAAACUAAUGAUUUGAUAAUAGUUAUUAGUGAUAUUUUAUUAAUUACGUGGAAAUAAAAACUUAUUAUGUCUAUCGUCUUUUAAAAUUCAAAACAUGUCUAUAAAUCUCUCUAUAUGCUUAAAACGUGCAAGUAAAAUAUAUCACGAAGGGGAAAUAAUCGCUGGCGUGGUGGUGGUGGAGAGCAGUAGCGAUGUGCGACAUGAGGGCCUUUCACUCACUAUGGAGGGAUGUGUCAACUUGCAGCUGAGCACCAAGAAUGUGGGCAUAUUUGAAGCUUUUUCAAAUAGCAUUAAGCCAAUAAAUUUAAUAAAUGUUACAGUUGAGCUAGCUCUCCCAGGUAAGAUCCCUGUAGGCAUCACAGAGAUUCCAUUUGAGAUGCCACUGCGGGCCCGUCAGGCUGUAUCUCCAGGAUAUCCUGGUCUACUGGAGACUUACCAUGGAGUGUUUGUUAAUAUAAUGUACACACUAAAGUGUAAUAUGAAGAGAUCAUUUCUCAAUAAGCCACUGUUCACCACUUGCCAGUUCUUUGUACAGUAUAGACAUCAAGAACGCCCAGUACAGAAGGGUGUGCGGUGCGAGAUGUCCGGUGCGUCGGUGCGCGCUGCGGGCACAGUGCCGCACUUCUCUGUGUUCGCAGAUCUCACCUCCACCGUCUGCGCGUUGGAUGCACCUGUCACUGGAAAGAUCAGAGUUGACGAGUGCUCGGUACCCAUCAAGUCCAUUGAACUACAAUUAGUGCGCGUUGAGACAUGCGGCUGCGCUGACGGCUACUCUAGGGAUGCAACCGAAAUCCAGAAUAUCCAGAUAGGGGAGGGAGACGUGGUGCGCGGCCGAGACAUCCCGCUGUACAUGGUGCUGCCGCGACUCUUCACUUGCCCCACCACCACCACGCUCAACUUUAAAAUAGAGUUUGAACUGAACAUCGCCGUGAUAUUUGAAGACGACUACUUGGUUACAGAAAAUUUUCCGAUAUUACUUCUAAGGUGCAAGUAGUUUGAAUAGAAAAUUUAAUAAAAUAUAUUGCGGUUUAUUAUUUAUAUAAACAA
Messenger RNA from Bombyx mori (domestic silkworm), 1181 nucleotides. RefSeq names its product vacuolar protein sorting 26. Lineage: Eukaryota; Metazoa; Arthropoda; Insecta; Lepidoptera; Bombycidae. Gene Ontology annotation, biological process: intracellular protein transport. Bases 229 to 1128 code for a protein of 299 amino acids. The transcript is spliced from 7 exons. The record is from RefSeq and is a predicted model, not a curated record. Gene Ontology annotation, cellular component: endosome.